GUCAUGAAACAGUUUGCCUCGGUGUGUUUUUCAUCUUCGUGAACCACAGAAGCAUUGACAGUUUCUUCGAGCACAUACACCCAUACACCUUUCUACUGCAGGCUUCAUCACACACUCCUUUCAUUCGGGGCCUGAUCUUCAAGUCGACUUGUUUCUCUGAGUUCACGCACGCCUAGAAACCAGAAGCACAUCCACUCAUCUCGGCGUGUCUACAGGGACAGUUGGUUUUGAGACAAUUUAGUCAGAAAAGAGACAGAGAGACAGAGAGAGAGAGAUCUGUAUGCUCUGAGGAGAGACAACUGGUACUGUGUCACAGCUUGGCAGAGAAAUAUGAGACUGCAGUUCUGCUGAUAGCAGGAGUAUCAUGGGCAGCAGGCCAAGUAAAGGGAGGAGGAACAGCGUCCAUCACACGUCCCUGCUGGAUCCGGAUCAACACACUGAGUCCCAAACCAUGGAUGGCAGGUAUGUAGUGGUUGCCCUGUAUAACUACCCGUUAGGAAGUCCCUCAGACUGCAGCAUCAGAUUCGGGGAGAGACUCGAAGUGCUUUCCGAUGAAGGCGAAUGGUGGCAAGUCAGGUCAUCUGCUACAGGAGUGGAGAGCUACAUCCCCAGCAUGUACACAUGUAAAGUGUUUAACAGGUGGCAGUUUGUAGGCCUCAAUAAGCAGAAAGCAGAGGAGCUCCUUCUCUGUCCUCAGAAUCAGCCUGGAUCCUUUCUCAUUAGAGAGAGCCAGACCAUAGCUGGUGCUCACUCACUGUCAGUAAGACUUGAGAGACAGUCCAUCAAACACUACCGCAUCCAACGCAUAGAGAACGGCUGGCACUACAUCUCCCCGCGCCUCACCUUCCCCUCUCUCACACAUCUCGUCGAGCACUACUCAGAAGUGUCUGAUGGCCUGUGCUGUUUCCUGAGAGAGCCGUGCUUCAUUCAAGGCUCCAACAACGUCCCGGUUGUGAGCGGCCCGCCCCCCGUCUCGGUGCGAAAACCCACCAUCAACUGGAAGGAUGUCAACAGCUCCAUGAUCUUCGGCGGGGCCCAGAAGGAAGGUGUGGAAGACUCGCUUGUCAGUGAGGGCCUGAAGGAGUCCAUUAAUUCCUACCUUUACAUGACUGAGAAUAGCAACUGUUGCGAAUGUUCGGAAAACUGGGACACGUGAGCUGGCUGGACAGGCUGAAGACAGGAGGAGAGUUACUGUAAGGCCGAGACUGCCGGCUAGACUUUACUGUCUCUCAGAUCUCAGACGGCAGAUGUGUUCUGCGUUCGUGCAGAAAAGAGUUGAAAAGAAAGAGACGGCGCUUUCCUGUAGUCCACAGUCUCUGUUAAGUCAUCGCGCUUGUUCCAGUGUGGGUGAUGGAGAUUAUAGCGUCACAGAUUCCUGUGUGGACUCGUUCCUGAGGAUGUGAAUUAAAUGCAAAAUCAAACCGAAACAAAGAUUUCGCAGUGACAGUGGGAGGCUCGAAGCAGCGUGUGCAACCAUUUGUGUUUCUGGAACUUUCUGUUUUCACGGACCAGCGAGAGGUGAGGCCAUGAUUCACAGACUCGAAACCUUUCCUUCCUGCUCAUUUACAAAAGGUUGUUUUUUUUCUUUUUUCUUGUCUAACUUAAAAGUUCUGACUACAGAACAUCUGUAAAUUCACUGUGUGCUCUGUACAGGUUGUUGAUCGUGCUACGUACGACACUGCAGUAUGUAUAAUUUACUGCUGCUUAAAGAAACGCUUCAGAAUUAAGUCCUGUUUUCACUCAAGUUGAGCUACAAUAAAAAAAAAAAAAAAACAUACUGCCUCAGGAAAUGUGUGUGUGUGUGUUGCAGAGAAAGACAAAGUGAGAGAGUGUUCAUAUGCAUGUGUAUUGUUGUGGCGAAUUGUUUCCUGUUUAAAACAUAUUCACACAACCCAGCCCAUGUCAAAGAGUUCAGGUGAACUAUGAGGUAUAUGCGUGAAAUCAAUCGUAAUAAAGCACAUAGUGAUUUAAAGUUAUAAGCAUUCCUCCCACCAUUGCACAUGUCGGCCGUCUGUCUAAAAAUGCCCCAAACUGCCCAGAUUUCCCCCUAAACUUGAAAUGUAGUUGUUGUUUUGUUUAAUGUUUUAUAGAUUUCCUGUGUAUUUCCAGUCUAGCCCUUUUCUAUAUGAUUCUGCACAAUCAAAUCAUCAUCUAAACAGUUCACACUAACAUAUGGACUGGGUAGUUGAUACGUAAUCCAUUACUACAUAGGAAAACAAGUUCAUCAUCAGAGUUUUCAAUAUAUAUCUUAAUAAGUCCUCUAACUUAAGACAUAAACAAAUAACUGGGGCAGAUGAUCAGACCAGUGAUGAGUUUACUGGUGAUGCUGAAUGCCGAGUGGCUGAAACAGACGAGAGGGGAAAUGAGGUCGCUGCUGAAGGUUUUAUCUAAACAACUCAUUUUUAACCUUUAUCUUUAGGACGCUUUCAGCCUGUUGCAGUAGGCAUGUUUUUUAAAUAGAAUUUACAUAAUUUAAUGUAAUAUGAAGAAAUGAUGGGUGGCUCAAAACUUUUGCUUUAUUAAGAUAUCCCUAAAGAGCAAGUUAGCGGUGAUAGUGACAUGAAAAACCUUCCUGGGAUGACGUGAGAAAGAAACCUUGUAGACUCAAAAGGAAACCCGUGCUCAUCGGCCCGAGACCGUAUGGUCUCAAAUAAAUGCUUUCUAUAACCGUGUGCUAUAUGUUCAAAUGUUCACUUGUAUAGCAGAAUCUUCCAUUUUAGUAAACACAAAGUACUGUACACUAUUUAAAUGGUUAUUUAAGUUUUAGACUAAAUGAUUAUAUAAAAAUCACAGAGAUCUGGGUAAUAUCAUAAUUCACAAUAAAAGUUACAUUUCUUGUCACAUACUGUAUAGACAUGACUACAUUUGAAAAAUGAUUCCUAACCCUUUAAAGCUAGUUGGUGCCAGGUGUAUGAGUGAGCACUAAUACAGUAAAAUGCUGGAGGGCAGCACGGCUCCUUUACACCUAUAAUAGGUGUUGAGAAGAACUUGUCCUGGACAGAUGGUGAUGCUGAAGAUUCUCGCUUUGUUUUCUUGCAGCACCACAUGGGCACAGUGCGAAGUAGUAACGCAUUUCAUAAUAUUAUAAUUCACACGUAAAACAAGGUUGACCUCGGCUCACUGUCUGUGGUUUAAUGUUGGUCCAACGUUGGCAAGGGAACACAUUACAUGACAAUCCUGCCAGGCUGUAUUUAAUAGUGGCUGAAUGUCUGAUGAUUCUGGUUGCCAAACGUUGGACAGACGGAUAAAGCGACAUUGGCCCAGCGUUGGCACUCGGCCCCGGCCCAGUGGGAGGGCAGAGCUUAGUGAGGGAGAAGGAAGAAAGAACAAGGAGAGAAGGAAGUUUAGUUUUCAAGCGAUCUCAAAUGGUUGUUGCUGAUGUUUACCACCAGAUGGCAAUGGAAGCUUUGUAUAAUCUACACGGUUCGACCAUAACAAUAAAACAUCGUUUAAUGUAAUAAUCCCAUACAUAACUGUUAACUUCCAGCAGACUAACACUGCUAUCUGUUGUCACCCAAAUAAGGAUGGGUUCCCUGUUGAGGCUGGUUCCUCUCAAGGUUUUUUCCUAUUGCCAUCUCAGGGAGUUAAUACCACUAGUACCAUUGUCACCCUCAACAUUUUGACUCACACGUGUUUUCUCACACAUUUAAUGAUUCUGUAAAGCUGCUUUGCAACAAGUACCAUUGUUAAAAGCGUUAUAAAAAUAAAAUAGAAUAGAAUUUAAUUAAAACCACUCACAGAUGAAGUAAAGAAGAUUUUGCAAUGUUGGACAGAAGAAUAACGGGCAAGCAAAUAAGCCUGAGGUGACUGGUCAGAGCAUCUCCAAAACACCAGGUAUUGUGGGGAUUUUCUGCUAGGCAGUGACUAGUACUUAACAAAAACAGUCCAAGAAAGACAACCGGUGAACCAGCUACAGGGACAUGGAUGGCCCAGGGCCAAUGCACAAGGCUAUCCUCUCUGGUCCGAUCAUACAGAAGAGCUGAUGAUCGAUGACAGAGCAUAGCAUCGAAGCUACCAAAAUACCACGUGUACACUGCCAAAAACACCUGUAUUGGGCGUAAACAUCACAGUGGAUAAGGAUGCACUAUGUGAAGAAGGCAAGCCGGCUGAGGAAGUGUGAUUCUGCCUUGGGUCCCGACAUUCAUGUGGAUGUUACCAUGAGAUGUGCCACCUGAUGCACACCAAGAACACGACUUCAUGAGGACGGUAUUCCCUGAAGGUGGUGGCAUCUUUCAGCAAGAUGAUAUACCCUGCAAUAACAGUUCCGGAAUGGUUUUGGUAAUGCAACUAAGCGUUACCACGGAUCCCAACAAGGCCUUGCUUAGUGCCAUCUUGUGCCAGAAACCACAGCAUACAGUACAGAUAUUAAGUGGGCGCUUUUAUUGUUAUACUUAAUUGGUGUAUAUACAGUAGCAUAGUGUAGUAGAAAAUGAACAGCCUUAAAACUGAAUCUCUUCAGCACCACUAAUUAGAGAAACAAGUGUUGUAAAAGCUGCAUUGCUCCCGAACAUGAAUAGAGGUGAAGCAGUGCGAGGGCUGAGGAAACAUCAACAAAGAAUAAUAAUGAAAAAAGAUUGAAUACAUUCUUAUCAGAUCAUUAAAGGUGCGUUCCUACAUGACACACUCGUAUAUGAGCUGUUCAUCCAUUCAGUGCGUGCAUGUCAGAGAAUGCAUGUGUGUGAGUAAGAUAGAGAGUGAGAGAUUAGUACAUAAGCCUAUAUAUAGCUGAAUCUGACCUUUUUAGAGACACCAGAACAAAACAGCCGUCAUGCACUAAUCCAUUAAUAACUCACAUUAUGAAAUAUGAAAAGGGAGAAAAACAGUGACGCAGCAUAAUAAAUGAUCUGACACUAAACAAAGAGACUCUCUGACCCCAUCACAUUUAUAAUGUGAAUUCACAUUUUCUCAGAUUUUACAGCAAAUGGAAAGCUCAAGCCAGUCUUGAUGCCGCAGGCCUGUGCUCAGGCGUACUAAGUUUGAUGCUCUACCACUUCUGUUAUCUGAACUGCUUUGUUAUAAGUGAUCUUUCAUCUUUUCUUCUUUCUAACCAAACAUUCCACACAUGCUUAGAACAUCUCUGACAUUAUGUCAUAAACCAUACCACCAAAUCAAAGCAUGACACAGUUCUCCAUCCACACGCUUCAGUAACUGGUUGAGUUAUGAAUACAUUUAGACCGUCAUUGACAAUCUCAUUGACUCCAGAUGGACUUUUUUGAUGACAUCAAAGGAACGGCUCAGUAAUCCAGUUUUUCCGUAGACUGCAUGUAUGUGUAUUUAUACUGUAUAUACUGUACACACUGCUCUGUUAAUGAUGUACAUGCCAGUCAUCUGUUCCCGAACAUCUGGAUUUUCUUAGGAUUUAUAACAGUUUAAUUACUAUUAUUGCCCAUGACCAAACAAAAAGAUACGGAACAGCGCCAUAAAUCUUAUUAACUGCUCGCUAUCAGAUUCUAUAAUAAUAGCAAAGCAGAACUAUAAUAAUAAGGGGCUUUACUGGAAGCAGAUGCACAUGUUGGAGGAAAAACCUGUUAAUGCUAUACUGUAGAUUAAAACCUUACAAAUAUAAUAUAAAAUAUAAUCAAGUGUUUUUUCUAUAGAUAAGGGGAAAAAUAAUUGAUAAAGGAACAACCUAAUGUAUUAUUACAAAUACAGAUAAAAUUCAGAUGCUUGUGUAUGUUCAGUAAGAGUUCAAACAG
Messenger RNA from Clarias gariepinus (North African catfish), 5696 nucleotides. RefSeq names its product Src like adaptor 2b (gene sla2b). The record is from RefSeq and is a predicted model, not a curated record. Lineage: Eukaryota; Metazoa; Chordata; Actinopteri; Siluriformes; Clariidae. The transcript is spliced from 8 exons. The coding region runs from base 365 to 1156 and encodes 263 amino acids. Gene Ontology annotation, molecular function: protein binding.